AUGAGCGGCCGUCGGACGUUGCUGCGUGGAGGCUGGGCCGUCCGUGCCUUUUCAUCGAUACCAUCGCGCACGCCGGUCCGUGUCCGCUUUGCUCCCUCGCCGACAGGGUUCUUGCAUGUAGGCGGGCUACGCACGGCGCUUCUCAACCAUUUGCUCGCACGGCAUACCGGAGGCACAUGGGUACUCCGCAUUGAAGAUACCGAUCAAUCGCGCUUGGUCCCAGGCGCGACACAAGCUCUCCAAGAGUCUCUCGCAUGGGCCGGCUUACACUAUGAUGAAGGCCCUGAUCGUGAAGGCGCCUACGGACCGUACGUGCAAUCCCAGCGCCUCGCGCUGUACCGUGCGUACGCCGACCGACUCCUAGCGGAGGGCAAGGCCUACCGCGACUUCCGGCCACCUGUGCCACGCGACAUGAACGCACGCACGUCGGCACUCCUUCGCGAAGCGUACCUCCCACCGUCCAACGAAGAGGCACAGGCCCGUUUAGCACGGGGCGAGACGUGUGUCAUUCGUCUGCGUAUGGAUGCUGCGCGCACAUAUACCUACGAAGAUGCCGUGUACGGCACGAUGACGUUCAAGCCUGAUGUGAUGGCAGGCGUGACGGACGACCCCAUCAUCGUCAAAAGCGAUGGAUGGCCGACGUACCACCUCGCGAGCGUUGUAGACGAUACCGAAAUGCGCAUUACACAUGUGCUGCGUGGCGAAGAAUGGAUCCCUUCCAUGCCCAAGCACUUGGCGCUCUACGAAGCCUUUGAGACGCCGCCACCCGUGUUUGCUCACUUGCCUCUCUUAAUCAAUGCAGAUGGCACAAAGCUCUCGAAACGAUCCGGCGACGUACGUGUGGAAGAUUACAAGCAGCGUGGAUGGGAACCAGAAACGCUCGUCAACCUCGUCGCGUUGACUGGCUACCACCAUCGCGAUACAACAUCGCCAGAUCACGACGUGAAGACCAUGACACAGCUGGUGGAGCAUUUUGACAUUACGCACAUUGCGCACGCACGCGCCACGUUGCCCCUGGAUAAACUGGCCUACCUGAACCGCCAUCAUAUGGCACGCAAAAUUGAGGCGGCCACCACAGCCUCCGACGCUGGCGUACGUGACGAGGUAGUGACACGCUUGCGGGCGGCGCUCACACGUGACGUGCCAGACGCGCUGCCGGUAUCGGAGGCCUACCUCCUGGAGGCCGCGCGGCUCGGGCAGCAGCGUGUCGAUACGCUGGACGCAAUUCCCGCCCAGACAGCCUACCUAUUCCGCGAACCGGAUUGGAGUUCGCCCGCAUGCCAGGCCUUCCGGGCCUCUGUCCCUACGCCCACGUUCCGCCACGUCGUGCAAGCCGCAUAUACCUUCUUUUGUACUACCAAGAGCGCUCGAAACGACUGGGCCACAUGGAUGAAGGACCAAGUCGCACACCUCCCUGGAUCAGGUGGGAAAGCUGCCGUCCAAAAGAGCGUACGUAUUGCACUGACAGGGGAACGAGCAGGCCCACCUGUCGCAGAAAUUGCCGAUGUCCUGGGCCUAGAUCGUGCUGCUGAGCGUAUGGAGGCCGCUCUUGCAUGGGAUGAGACACAUGCACCAUCAUGA
Molecule: messenger RNA, 1581 nt
Organism: Malassezia pachydermatis
Lineage: Eukaryota; Fungi; Basidiomycota; Malasseziomycetes; Malasseziales; Malasseziaceae
Product: glutamyl-trna synthetase
Exons: 1
Coding region: 1-1581 (526 amino acids)
Biological process (GO): glutamyl-tRNA aminoacylation
Molecular function (GO): ATP binding; zinc ion binding; tRNA binding
Source: RefSeq, a predicted model, not a curated record